AUGCCGAUCUCGCUGAGAGUGGUCGAGCCCGUCAACGUGAGCCUAGACCGACUUGGAGUGGAACGGACGAGAGAUGAAUUGCAAUGUGUGGCCAAUGGGACACUAGCGAAUCUGGUUCGCCAACUCAGCAGCCUGAGUCAACAUGGCGAACAGAUCUUCACCGAUAUGCAUGAUGAGGUGGCCAAAGUCAACCAGAAGUUGGAUGAGAUCGCGAUAAGAACCGCACGAUUGAACGACAAGGUCCAUCAGAAUAAUGGAGCGGUCCCGCAGUCGGGUAGGUCUAGUGUAAUAUAAAGUCUGUAGAAUAAGGUGAUUUUUGGUGGAUAAAGUCUUGUGAUUUGGUUAAGGAUUAGUUUAUCGGGCUUAGUGAAACAUUUGAGAUCAUUUUGACUUUGAAUGGGGAGAGAUUUUAGGAGAAAUAUGGAAAUUUUUUAUGGAAAUUAGAAGAAAUGUGAGAAAAAAUGGGAAAUUGAUCAAAAUUGGUGAUUCGUUUGGCGGGUAUUUGGUCUGAAGUGCUUGAUAGAGUUAUUUGGCUAGUAAUUUGGUAUUAGAUUAGAGAAAAAUGUUUAAAAUGACAUCAAAAAUUGAUCAAGUGUAAUAUCGGAAAUUUGAUGGAAAUGGAUAAAAUUAGUAUUUAGGGUUGAGAAUAAGGAAUGUAAACGGCAGUUGAUGUUAUAUUAAGACUCCAGGACCAUUUAUUUUGUCAAAAAAAUCAAAAUUUUGUCAUGGGUAAUGUCUAGAAAAAGCAAAAUUUAGAUGUAAAUUCAAGAUGAAAUAAUGAUUAGAAAUGAAGAAUUAGGUAUUAAAUUAAUUUGCGAAGCCAUUUUUAUUAACUGGAAGUUUUUAUUUUUUAUGAUUUUGCAAUUUCUUAUAUUAAUUUACCUUGUUUUAGGUCGACUGGCCGACAACAACCUCCGAAAACCCUACCGCUCCCAGAACAUCAUCGACCAGCACACCCUCAGCCGACAGACCAUGCCGCGCGCCAUGGUCGAGCUCUACGACCGCUGCGAUCCGCCGCCGGCACUCGAUUUGUUCGACGAAUUCCGCCGCGACGAGAAGCCCGCCCUCAAAUACUACACCGAUCCGGGAUACUUUUUCGAACUCUGGAAGCAGGAGAUCCUCAAGGAAUGCGGAAUCGACCGCAAAAUCCACAAAAAUCGACCACAGGUGCAGCGGCCCAAGAGAGUCGAAGAGAAUAAAAGGGUUGUUCAUAAUGCAAGGACUCUUUUGAACCACUAUUCGGACGCUCAGACAUUGGGUUACAAUCAAGCACACAAUUUGAUCCAGUUCCCAACGGAAUAUCAGGUAAAAUACGGGCAUAUUUUUGUUUUAUUUUUGGUGGUUUGAGUUUUUUAAGGGAAAAUUUGGAAGGUCCAGAAAAUUCGUCAUGAUGACGCAUUUUUUCGAAUGAGAUUUUUUGAAAUUAUGAGUAGAAAUGAGAUUUUUAGAAGAUUUGGAGGGGUAUUCCAGGAAUUUCCAGAAAAUUCGUCAUCAUGACACAUUUUUAUGAAAUAAAUUUUUUGAAAUUAUGGGUAGGAAUGAGAUUUUUAGAACAUUUCGAGGGUUUUUCAGAAAUUUCCAAAAAAUGUGUCAUCAUGACACAAUUUUAAAGUGAGAUUUUUCGACCAAAAAAUUGUUUUAUAGACAAGUUGGAGGUUUGGAUUUUAGGGAAAAAUUUCUUAGAAAGUUUUUUGAUGCAGAUUUGAAUGGAUUUUUAACAUUUUUUUUUUCUUCAGGCCCCUCAAAUCAACCGCCAGCCAAUCCACCAGCCCCCACCUUGCAUGGUCCGUCCCCAACUGAUCCGCCCCACCCAGCCAGCACCUCCCCUCCCCGACCAAUUCGACGACGAUCCCCUGCCCCCACCGCCAAUGCCGUCGGCGCAUCGACCGGUCGAUAAUAUUCAUCAAAAUUUGGAGGAGAUCAACCAACGAAUGGCCCAAAUCCCCUCGGGCAAUGGCGCCGGCAUCAACGCAGAUAUGCCCAACAUCGACGAUGACGAGCUCCCCCCACCCCCUCCAAUGCUGUCCACCAUCGCCGCCACCACCAUGCAAUACCUGCCUCCGCAGGCCGCGCCCACACAAGCACCGCCAGCCCCUCCGCCACCGCCGCCGCCCGCCAUGAUGGAGUCGAUUGUGAUCCAGCAGAGCUCGUUUGCGGUUCAGCUCGUCUCCGAGCCCAGUCAGGAGGUCUUGGCCAACGAAGAGCCCGAUCAAUCGGGCCAAGAGAACAGCCGCUCCAACCUACUCGACGAAAUCAAGGCCGGAUACAAGCUGAGGAAAGUGGAACGUCAGGAAGAGAACGAAAAAGCCAAAGCCGCCGUGGAAGCGAACGACGUGGCCGCGAUCCUGCGCCGCCGAAUGGAACACGUAUUGGGAAACGAGGACUCGGACGAGAACCAAGAAUCCGAUGGAUCCGAAUGGGACGCCUAG
Bursaphelenchus xylophilus (pine wood nematode) is the source of this 2429-nucleotide messenger RNA. Lineage: Eukaryota; Metazoa; Nematoda; Chromadorea; Rhabditida; Aphelenchoididae. The record is from the annotation of a GenBank genome assembly.